Raphanus sativus (radish) is the source of this 3916-nucleotide messenger RNA. Its product is annotated as FHA domain-containing protein PS1. The record is from RefSeq and is a predicted model, not a curated record. Gene Ontology annotation, cellular component: nuclear membrane. Lineage: Eukaryota; Viridiplantae; Streptophyta; Magnoliopsida; Brassicales; Brassicaceae.
UGGAAGUUUUCCUUUAGGUAGAAAACUUCUAUUUUGCUCUAAGAGGUCGGUCCGAUCUAGGGGUCGGACCUAAGGCAGGGGUCGGUCCCUGGUUUCUUCUUGAGCAAGGGUCUGGAAGUCGAGGACCUAUCCGGAAGCUGGAGAAAACUUGUGUCUAGAUAUUUUUCCGCAACACUGCUCGUCGGCCGGCAUCCAGACUGCGAAAUUCUGCUGACGCACCCUAGAAUUAGCAGAUACCACUUGCAAAUCCGCUCCCUUCCCUCUCGCCGGAAACUCUUCGUCACCGAUCUAUCCUCUGUGCAUGGGACUUGGGUUGCGGAUCUGAAAGUUGAGCCAUAUGCUUGUGUUGAGGUGAAGGAAAAUGAUGUCAUUAGGAUCGGUGGUUCCACAAGGAUCUACAGGCUGCACUGGAUUCCCUUGAGCCGUGCCUAUGAUAUAGAUAAUCCAUUUGUUUCACAUCUCGAUGCACCUACACUGACUGAGCAAGAAGAAGAGAAUAGAAUGCUUGAAGCGGAUUAUCUAGAUCAGUCACAAGCGGAUACUGCGUCAGGUAAAGAUGGAGAUGGACCUUUGGAUGUGACGUCUAAAGAAAGUGGAUCAUCAGUCCCUAGUGAGGAUGAUGAUACAUAUAUCACGACAACAAGGAAAAUUACCUUGCCACUUGCAUCUCCAAGUGUUUUAACCUUGCAUAGAGAUUCUCUCAAUACACAAAAGUUGCAAUCCAAUGAGACUUCAUCAAAAUGGGACUUGGAUGUUGUAGAAGCCGCAUCAGAAAAGCAGCAGAGUGGUAGCUACCUAGAGGUCUUAGGUUGUUCUGAACUUGAAGUUUCUGAUGAAUGGGAUGUCAGAGGAGAUGAAGUUCUGCUUCUGAAUGUGAUAGAGUCAUCAGCCCCUAUCGAGGAGGAGGAUACUAAUCUAGCUGCGAAGGAGACUUCAUUGCUUCCACUCCCAAGAGAUUCCAUUGAGACAGAAAAUCUACAUCUCACGGAUGAGCAAACUUCCCAAGAGAUGACCGUAAAUAUUAUAGCAGCCAACACAGAAAAUACAAGUAGCGGCUCUCUAGGUUUGGAACCGACUGAUGGUUGCUUUGAAGCUAAUGCAUUUGAGCUGACAGAAACUGAGUUUGUCAGCGAGGAAGUAAUGGAAGCGUCUCCUAAACUACCAACUAAGGCCAAAAUACAGAGUCAAGUAUACAGUGGGUACAUUGAGGUCUCAGAGAAAGUUUUUGCAGUGUCUCCCAGUUCCUCUCCUCAACAUGGGAUGAACAGAGAAAGCGAAAGAAUAUUUGAUGAUGGGAGCAGCUCUUGCCAUUCAGAUGAUCUUGAACAGAGUGGUACACAAAGUUUCUUGCCUUUAGCAAACCUGAAGCCCAAAACGCAAAUGUCCUUUUGCUCUGAAGCUUCCUACAACCUAAGCGAUGUAUGGGGAGAAGGAAAUACUGAUAAGGAGGUUCUAUUUCCUUCAACCUUGGCUGCACAAACAUUUGAGGAUAUUGAAGAACUGCCUUACACUGAGAGUCAAGAAAUCCAGAUGGACCAAGCAGAUGCUGUUAGAGAUAAUGCAUUGUCUCAGAUGGAUAGCUCUAGGAGGGGAAAAACUGAUUCUGUUCCGUUACUUGAAGCCUCGGGCUGUCAUGCACUUGAAUUAGCUGCAGAGGAUGAAAUUUUGAGCCUUCAUGAAGAAGUCAGUGGAGAUAUUGGUUUUUUCAUAGAGAAAGCAGUGGAAGCAUCUGCCGCCGAACCACUAACUAAAGUUGAGAUUCAGGAAGUUGAAGAGAAUGGAAAAACCGAGGUCUUGAGGCAAUUUAUUGCAGUGUCUUCGGAUUCCUUUCCUCAAACGGAACCAACUUUAACUAGAGAUGCCCAAGGCCGCUUAGGUUCUGAAGUGAGCAUGGAUACCGCUAGUGAGACCCUACAUCAAAAUAGCAAUGGAGAAACCAAGAUCAGUCCAAGCCAAGCCAGUGCAGUAUCUGAUCGUUUGUUCGCUGGCACUGAACUUACUUUAAGAAUCAAUACAGAAAAUUUUCAAAGUCUAUGCUCGAAUUGGCAGGCAAAUCCCAAGAGUGAAGUCGAGGCUCCAUCUGAGUUAUUGAGUGAAGUGAAUCUUGCAGGAGAUCAGAACAAAACAUCAGCUAUAGACAGAGAGACUGAACAAAUAUUUGAUGAUGGGAGAAGCUUGUGCCAUUCAGGACCUUCUGACUAUAUCGGAGGUCAAGAAAACCAGACCCCGCGAAGACUGGCUGUUAGAGAUGAUGUACUGUCUGAGAUGGAUAGCUCAAAAAGCUCCUCGAGAAGAUUGAGCACAAGCAACAUUUGGUCUAGGAAGGGAAAAGAUGCUUCUGUGCUUCAGGUACGGACCAACAAGAUUAAAGGAAAGCAAAAACAAAUGGGAAAACAAGCAAAGGCACAGCUGCAGAGAAAACAGGCUCUAAGUGCCAAGUCCGUUUGUCUGACUGCUGAUCAUGGUGCAAAUCAACUGGAACCAGAAAUCUUUACUCCUAACAAGGAGAAUCUGACUCCAAGCUCCCAUUUGUUGAAAAGGUUACAAGAUAUUGGUGAAAUAAAAGAUAACAAGAGCCCUUCAAAGCUUCUGGGCAAACCAAGAUCGUUAAAGGUUUCUUCCAGUAUUGUUAUCGCGGCGUUAACGGAACCAGAAAUAUUUACCCCAGAGAAGGAGAAUCUUACCCCAAACUCUCAUAUGCUAAGACGCUUGCGAGAAGUGGGUGAGAUUAAGGAUACUAAAGGCUCUUCCUCUAAAGUAAUACGUAAACCAUUCUUUGAUAUUCAUGUGGAAGAAAACCUGAUGGCAGAACAAGAACCAGAUGUUCACUGCAGAAGCAACUCAAAAGUGAAGCAUGAGCCUUGCCACCAAAAACGGACGCCUUUUCAACUUCUACUUGAAAAAUCUUCAUCCAAAAGCCAAUCAUACAAUGAGGCUCCUUCGACUACAUCAGCAAGAAACAACAUUUCUAAGGGCAUCCGCUCUUCUUCUAACCUUUCUGAUGGAAAUAACAAGAUGAAAUGGACCAUUGUGUUGGACACUUCUUCCCUCCUCGACAAGGAUUCUAGGAAGACAUUGCAUCUUCUGCAAGGUCUCAAGGGGACACACCUGGUCGUACCAAGAACAGUGAUAAGGGAACUAAAUGAGACGAAGCGUACUCGCAGUGUUCUCUUUAGAAGAAGAGCAGAUAUUGCUUCCUCAGCUCUGGAUUGGAUCGAAGAGUGCAAGGAUAUUCAACUUCAGAGCGCGUUAGAGGAAACCAAGGAAAAUGCACCAACAUCACCAGUCACUCCUCAAGCAAACGGCUCAGCAUUCCCGUUUUCACUUCAGUGGAAUAACUAUGCAUCAGAGAUCGAUUCUCCUACAUCAGAAGAUCAAGUUCUCGAAUGUGCGCUUCUUUACCGAAACCGUAACAACACUGAUGAAAAGCUCGUUCUUCUUAGCAAUGAUGUAACUCUCAAGAUCAAAGUCAUGGUAGAGGGUGUGAUUUGCGAGACGGCACUUGGGUUUUAUGAGAAUUUGAAGAAUCCGUUGUCGAAGAGAUUUAUGUGGCCAGAGAGUUUACCGAGAGGAAAGACUUGGAGUCAUUCAGACGACGUCGUGUUGAAAGAAAGGUACGACAACCAAACUUGUUUUACUUACAGGAAGAAACCAGCCUUUAAUGAAAAAAGAGGAGAGAGUGGUGCAGUAGCGAAAGGGUUGAAGUUCAUAUUGCUCCACAACUCUCAAUAUGGCCAUAUUCAUUGAUUAUCCCAUCUAUCAUUAUCAUCUAUAUCCAUUGUUGUUUUUUCUUUUCAAAUAAGCCAACUUAGUUCAACUCGCUUACACAAGGGUCAUGGGCUUUUUAGAAUGGUGACAUUUUCAUAUUAUUGUGACUUAUUAUGAUUGUGGAAAUGCAUUUUGUCAUCCAACUAAA